AUGAGAAUUUUAACUAAAUUACUCUUAAAGUCUAAGAUAUAUUCAAAUGAAAUCAGUAGUUCAGGGGGAUAUCAAUGCUUGCAAUAUUUGAAGACACUGAGGAAUUUUCAGAAUGAUGGACUUUACACAGUUUAUUUGGGUGAAACACUUAUUUCUGAAAACCUGAUAACAGGUGAUGUCUCCUAUAGUAUAACCAAAGCCAAAUGGCCUCCUGGAGGAUUGACAUUAAUCCAUGCUGGGGGAAUCAGAGGCUGGGUACCAUGGCAACACAAGGUCUUCUUCCAGUCACAAGAACUGUGGACAUUUCCAAAGACUAUAAGUGGCAAUGGUCAAAUCUUUGAAGAUUUAUGUCAGGGGCUCAGGGAGUCCUAUGGAAAAUGUAUAGUCGUGAUGAGCUCCAAACACUGGGCCCCUGUACCAGGAGGGCAGAUUAAAAUUUCUUCUGACGACCCAGCAGUGACUCCUCCAUUGAGACCAGAAGUCAUCCUGAAUACCCCAUCGCAAUCUCCUCUGGCCAUCCAAAUGACUAAGGAUUCUUGUCCUAAGAUUGCAAGACACUAUGGCCAUAAGCUCUUGUAUCUCCCAGCUAGCUAUCCUCAUCUCAGUCCUUUAGAGUCAGCAUGGGCUUCAAUUAAAUGGUCUAUAAUCAGCAACAGGAAAGAUUUUACUGUCACAGGUUUGCCAAAGAUGAAAGGCUACAAGUGUAUUCACUUAAAGACUUUGAUUGAAAGUGCUAUUGAGGGGGUAACACCAUACAAAUGGAAAGCAUCCUUUAACAAAGUCAGGAGGUGGGAGAAUCGAUAUCUUUACAAACAAGAGUAG
This is a messenger RNA of Mobula hypostoma (lesser devil ray), 822 nucleotides long. RefSeq lists its product as uncharacterized. Gene Ontology annotation, molecular function: nucleic acid binding. The record is from RefSeq and is a predicted model, not a curated record. The transcript has a single exon. Bases 1 to 822 code for a protein of 273 amino acids. Lineage: Eukaryota; Metazoa; Chordata; Chondrichthyes; Myliobatiformes; Myliobatidae.